Molecule: messenger RNA, 4164 nt
Organism: Dendronephthya gigantea
Lineage: Eukaryota; Metazoa; Cnidaria; Anthozoa; Malacalcyonacea; Nephtheidae
Product: epidermal growth factor receptor kinase substrate 8-like
Exons: 28
Coding region: 296-3421 (1041 amino acids)
Biological process (GO): Rho protein signal transduction; regulation of Rho protein signal transduction
Cellular component (GO): plasma membrane
Molecular function (GO): actin binding
Source: RefSeq, a predicted model, not a curated record
UAAUUGUCAAUCUUGCAACUUCACUGCUGUGUUGUAAAUUAUUCAGCUAUGCGAUGAAUCUUAAUUUUCUAAUGUGGGUUGUAGUUAUUUCGAUGGUUUGAUGAAUGCUGUUAAAACGUCCGAGUGACUUGUUUCAAGAUUGUGAAGUUUUAUUUCGCCGGCUUUCAAAAGGAUUCCCUUAUCGCAAAUUUCGUCUUUGAUGUAAUUGACACUCUAGUUCUGCUUCGCUUGUCUCUCGAGGGGUUAAAAUUAUACUCAAGUUGGGAAUAUCGUUUGAAACAAGAGUCCUUUUAAAAUGCCAGUCCCUGGAUACCGUAAAACCUUUCUGAUGACAGGCGAGUCACGAAUGAUUCCCGCUGCAAAUGAGCAAAACUCUAAUCCCUUUACGGGAACAGUUCGUAGCAACUUUCACAUUGAGCAUUUAGCUUCGUUCCCAUUGUCGCCAGGAGACAGAGUUGUUUCUGCGAAAGAGCGUCUACAAAAGGCUAAGGAGUUGAUUACAAAGGGCGAGCCAUGGACGAAAGAGAUGGAAUUGUCCAUCACGGACAACGAACUGGUUCUACGAGACACUGAAACUCAGGAACUAAUUGAAAGAUAUCCUUUGUCGCAUAUUGACUCAGUUCAAGACAUCAACGACGAUCCCAUGCUAAAGAGUGUCUUAGUCUUCUCAACCAUUCAAACACCGGAAAAAUACGCUGCCGUUCAUCUCUUUCAAUGUGACAAAGUUCCCGCAAGCGUUAUUGCUCCAGAGAUUAACACAAUGAUGUCCAAACCACGGGAAAGUCCCAAACAGAAUGGCCAAGCACAUGGCGUACCAGUCCUACCUCCACCACCUGUAGAACCAGCACCAUUACCACCUCAGGAAAUGAUGGAUUUAAAACAGCGCUCUCUCGUUGCCCAGGGCGUCGCAGCAUUUCAAGCUGCGGUUGCGGCCAAAAAGGAAACACCCGUACCCAGGCCCUCUCAAUCUCCGACCAAGAUCAUUCAAGGUGAGCGAUACGGAGAGCAUUCGUCACCAGACCUCAUGGAAGCUUAUAUCAACCGCGAUGUGCAUAUCCUAAACCACUGCAUCGAUGACAUCGAAGAACUCGUUUAUCGCGUCAAGCAAGUCGCAGAGUCGUGGAAACAGUUGGAGACUAAAUACAAAAACAAAAAAUCCAAGAAUCGAAGACAGGAAGCCGAGGCCAUUGAAUCACGUUCACCAUCACGAGAAGAAUUCAUCGAUGCCUUUCAAAAGUGUAAACAAUCUUUCAUUCUUUUGGGGAAAUUACGACCUCACAUACAAAAUCCAAGCGCCCCAGAGCUCGUUCAUUAUCUAAUUAUGCCUCUAUCGCUGUUGGUUCGUUGUACUCGAGGGCCAGAAGAAGCCAGUAAAGUUAUUAACCCGCUCAUGACAUCAGAAAGUAUCGAAUUACUACGGAGUUCAUUGACAUCAAAAGAGACUGAACUUUGGCAGUCUCUGGGGCCUGCCUGGACCUUAUCAAGGAGCAGCCCUCAUUGGAACAACUUUACCAUGGCCGCUUACGAACCGAAGUUCAAAAGUGGUUGGGUGCCCCCGGAGAUUGUUGGCACUGGCCGUAGCGUGCCUCAGGAAAUUAGCGCAGCUGUUGCCUCGGUCGCGUCUGCCAGUGCUGUUGCAAGAUCCUCAAUGAAGAAGGACUCAAGAGAAGAAGCGAGGACAAAUCCCACCGUAUUGUCUGCAGCGUCAAAGUUUAAAGAUGGCAGUGAGACGGCUAAAUCUCCACCCAGCAGUCCAAGCAAGGACUCCAUUUUUAAAAGAGCAAAAGCAGUCUACUCGUUUAAUGGCAAAAAUCCGAAGGAGCUUACAGUGAACCAGGGUGAUGAGCUUAUGAUUUUAGACGACAGCCGGCAGUGGUGGUGUGUGAGGAAUUCAACUGGAGGUGUUGGCUUCGUUCCUAGUACCAUCUUCAAAAAAUCAGGUUCAAUUGGCUCGUCCAAUCAAAGUCUACUGUCUUCACGUUCGGCAACAACUGUUGCAUCUUCGCCAAUGCCAGUUCCAAACGGACAUAUUCGCCGCCACGACUCCUCUUCGUCCGACAAUUCCACCCCUGCCGUCUUCUCAAACCAUUCUUCAUCUUCUCAAGAGGUGCUCAUAUCCAAACUCAAUGCCAGUAAUGGUUCCAAUGAAGGAAAUAAUAAUUUCCAAAGUAUGAUCCAGAACCGAGCAACUGCUUUGAAGAAAGUUGAUUCAACAGACGGCAUGCAGAAAGCAAAACGAAUGUCCAGCACAGACCUGCUUAAUGAUGAACUAAAGAACAAAAUAUCAUCAAGUAUCCCUCUGAGUCCGACGUCUGUUCGUCCAGCCACUCAAGAAUCCGCUAUCAUUUUAAGCAAAGGUUCAACACCUUCUGACGUUCAAACCUGGAUGAAAUCAAAGAACUUUAGUUCUGAAGCCAUGAAUGCAGUGAAACAUUACAGCGCUGAGGAAUUGGGAGAUAUGGAAAGGAAUGUCAUGUUAAAUCUGGUCGGCGAUAAAGAAGGAAAGAAACUGUACACUCAGUUGACCAUCGAAAAAUCUGGCGAAUGUUGGCAUCAAAUUGUCGUUCAUCGCGGGGUUUCCGAACUGCAGGCUGUUAUGAAUCGACGGAAGAACAUCAGUGAAUCCGACAUUUCAGCGACAGUGGACGGCUCCCAGGGGAUCAAGAGCGCCGUCCGUGCUGCUCAGUCAGACCGCCAGGACACUUGGAUCGAGAAGAAACUGACCCGUCGACCGUCUCUGGAAAAUUUCCAAGACUACAACGAUUACAGCGAAUCACGCAGGAGAAACACGGGAGAGAAUAUGACCCGAAGUACGUCGUAUGAACUUCGAAAGAAACCCCCCGUGGAUACACCUGCCCCGCCGACUAAACCUAAACCCAAACCUCCUCCACCCGCUCCCAAGCCACGUAACUCCAGCUUGAGUUCUCCAGUUGCACCACCGCCACCUCAAUAUUCGGGCGCCCUACCCGCCCCUGUCGUGACGGCGAAUACUUCAAGUAACCAGAAUGUUGAUGAACUACUUCGAGAACACGAACGGCAACAAGAGUUACUGAAAGAACAACAAAGACAACUGGCGGAACUUAGAGCUCAACAACAACAGAAAGAACAAAUACAACAUUAUGAACAAAAUCGAGUUCGACUCGAACAGCAAGUCAAAGAUCAGGAAGCGAUGCUGAGACUUCUACAACAGCAACAACAACAACUACCACAACCACAAUUACAAUCUGCUCAAAUUCCCAUACAUCCCGGUGUAGCAGGCAUAGCGCCACAGGGAGCCUAUGUUUCGUAUGUACCAUAUCAGAUGCCUGGAAUGCCCGGAAUGCCCGCCACCUUACAACCCAUACCUGGUACCCAGCCUAUUUAUACCAUCCCACAAGUGUACGGUGCUAUCCCGCCCCCAGUCGGAUAUCAACCCAAGUGAGAGUUAUGCGAGAGUUUUCAGUUGUGCGAAAGUUUUCAAUGAAUGUCAAAGUAGCUUAUUUUUGUUGUGAUAGUGGAAGCACAACAAAGCAAAGUGGAAGGUUCGUGGGAACAGAAUGAAUACAAUGUCUAUAUUAUAUAUAUAAAUAAUAAAAGUAUUACAAAUAAAGUCAAAUAAUGAAGUAGAAUUUAGACGCAAGCCAGCAUACUGGUUUCUGGGUCCAGGCCAAUGUUAAUGUGGGAUUAGCAUUUUUGUGCUCGUUAUUUGUUAGACAAUAUUUAUGUGACGCGUUCAUAUAACAUCGAUUAAAGCAGAAAUGCCGGGUAGUAUUUUGCAAUUACCUGAGGGAUAAUAUAACAUAAUCAAUAUAUAUACAAGUAAAUAUAGUCAAAAACCUGCUUGUAUAGUUAGAUUGCAAAGGUCAGUCCGAAUUUUUCGCCAUAUGCAUCACGGUGGAUUUAAAAUAGACAUCCUUUUCAAAUUAUAUUUUUUUAAAGGCAAUGUCUCAGAAUUUCAGAUUUCGCCAUAAAUAACCUUGCCUUUGCACAGCUAGAUACAAGUUGAUUAAGUCGAUUUUGAAGAGGUAGUUUAUUUAUUGUUGUUAAUAAUAAUAUUUUGCGUACAAAUUAUAAGCCAUGAAAUCAAAAGUUUGGUUAUAUGAGUCAUGUCCAAAAGACAGUGUCUAUUUUCACUUCACUGUUAUAAUACAACAAACAUUGCUCUCGAUUAUUCUUCCCGCUACA